Suillus subalutaceus is the source of this 517-nucleotide messenger RNA. RefSeq lists its product as uncharacterized. Lineage: Eukaryota; Fungi; Basidiomycota; Agaricomycetes; Boletales; Suillaceae. The record is from RefSeq and is a predicted model, not a curated record. The transcript has 3 exons. Bases 110 to 361 code for a protein of 83 amino acids.
CAUCUGUUUAUCUAGUUAUGCAGGCGCGUGAAAAUUGGCUGCCACUACACUACCUGUGUAUAAAAACCAACGUAGUUAUUGACUCAGAAAGCGUCGUCAGAUUUAAGCGAUGAUAUUCACCUCACUUACCGCCAUGAUCAUAUCCAUCGCAGCGAUAGCUGGCGUAGCUAUUGCAUCCGACAACGUAAUAAUAACCCCAAUGGGCCUACCCUGCGACAACCCUAAUCAAACAGGGUGCUCAACGGGCAUCAAAGGUUGGAAUAACGACGACGAUUUCUUGUAUUUGUGCGGACCCAAUGGCGUAAUUGUUGACUACGAUGGAUGUUCGUGUCAAAAUUGCUGUGGGAGCCCCGGGUGUUGAGCUCGAUAUGAUAUGUACAAGACUCUGGGCGUGAAGGAGUGGUGUGAUGUAAUGGUCCAUCGAGGGCAAGCAGGAUGUUGUCGAGCUUCCGAUCACAGUAGAUGAUACUAUUCGUGUGGAAAUAUUCCAAAAAAUGAAGAACCGACUUUGCGCUUA